Messenger RNA from Doryrhamphus excisus (bluestripe pipefish), 973 nucleotides. RefSeq names its product proteasome subunit alpha type-6. The record is from RefSeq and is a predicted model, not a curated record. NCBI's taxonomy places the organism in Eukaryota, Metazoa, Chordata, Actinopteri, Syngnathiformes, Syngnathidae. Gene Ontology annotation, biological process: ubiquitin-dependent protein catabolic process. Gene Ontology annotation, cellular component: proteasome core complex, alpha-subunit complex; proteasome core complex.
GGAUGUAGUUUUAGUUGCUGCGGCUCCACUUCUGGUUUGAAACAGUUGUGCACAAGCUAGUUACCGCUUGCAGAUUCAUUUCAGCGAGCUUAUCGGUCAAGUUUACCGUGGAAAAAUGUCCCGGGGAUCGAGUGCGGGGUUUGACCGACAUAUUACCAUCUUCUCUCCCGAAGGAAGGCUUUAUCAAGUCGAAUAUGCUUUCAAGGCUAUCAAUCAAGGUGGACUCACAUCAGUCGCCGUACGAGGGAAGGACUGUGCAGUUGUCGUUACACAGAAAAAAGUACCGGACAAGCUUCUGGAUUCCAACACUGUGACUCAUCUUUUCAGAAUAACAGAUAAUAUUGGCUGUGUCAUGUCCGGAAUGACAGCUGACAGCCGGUCCCAGGUUCAGCGAGCUCGCUACGAGGCGGCUAACUGGCAGUACAAGUACGGCUACGAGAUCCCCGUGGACAUGCUGUGUAAGAGGAUUGCAGACAUCUCGCAAGUCUACACACAGAACGCUGAGAUGCGACCACUGGGCUGCUGUAUGAUUGUGAUAGGCAUAGACGACGAGUGCGGCCCGCAGGUCUACAAAUGUGACCCGGCGGGCUACUACUGCGGCUUCAAAGCCACCGCCGCCGGCGUGAAGCAGACGGAAGCCACCAGUUUUCUGGAGAAGAAAGUGAAAAAGAAACUGGACUGGACCUUUGAACAAACCAUCGAGACGGCCAUCUCUUGUCUGUCAACUGUUCUCUCCAUUGACUUCAAGCCCUCUGAGCUUGAAGUGGCCGUGGUCACAACACAAGACCCCAAGUUCAGGAUUCUGACAGAGGCGGAAGUGGACACUCACCUGAUGUCCCUGGCAGAGCGGGACUGAGCAAGCAAAGACAGGUCACAUGUUGGAUUAAGUCUGGCGUUAUCCUUGUUUGCUGUACAUUUCAUCCCACCGUUUAAUUCAAUGAUAAUUAAAAAAAAAUCUUUUGGAGUAAAAUAA